Molecule: messenger RNA, 1701 nt
Organism: Alternaria triticimaculans
Lineage: Eukaryota; Fungi; Ascomycota; Dothideomycetes; Pleosporales; Pleosporaceae
Exons: 1
Coding region: 1-1701 (566 amino acids)
Source: RefSeq, a predicted model, not a curated record
AUGAGUGACAUCAUCAUGUCAGAUGCGGCACCUCCAGAGGAAAGCCGCCCCCAGGACACAUCUACACCUACUCAAGAUGCGCCCGAUGAAGUAGCGAAUACCCCAUUGAGCAUCAAAGACACGGUCGCCCCAGAAGAAAGCCCUUCACAGGACACAUCCACAUCCAACCAAGAUGUACCCGAUGAAGCAGCGAGCACUCCCCAUAACAUUGAAGAUGCGGCGUCUCCAGAGGAAAGCAUCCCCCGAGACACGUUCACACCCACCCAAGAAGUUCCUGAUAAAGCAGCAAGCACUCUCCGCAGCAGCGAAGACGCCGCGUCUCCAGAAGAAAGCCGUCCCCUGGACGCAGCCGCACCCACCCAAGACAUUCCCGAUGAGGUAGCGAGCACUCCCUGGAGCGUCGAUGAGCGCCUUUUCAUCCAGUUACAAGCCGGCUUCGCACUCGCCGCCGCCUUCCUGCACAUCUGUACAGUACUCCCGCCGACAGGCCAGAGCGGCUACUACGUCUUUCGCCGCUUCUUCAAUGACGCCCAGCAAGGCACCACCGAGGCCACUUCCGACGAGAACACUACCACGACUUCGAGGACCCAAGAUGAAUACCUACUCCAACGGCAGGAACUGGUACACAAGACACUGUCGAUAACAGAUGACUUGGUGCGGAAGGCACUGAAGACCGGAGAGUUCAUGAGGGGGAAGAUGUGGAUAAUCGAACAGGAAGUCUUCGACCAGUACCGAGAGAUCCGCGAAGAGAUUGGCAUCGAUUUGCCGAUCGAAGACCCGAGACAGAACAACAAGAUGUUCAACUUCCUGUACCAGAUCGUUUGCGCAAGGUUCCCGAAGUCGUUGGGACAUAGUCCUACCAGCUCAGAUGCGGACGAGAAUCGCAUUCGUACAGAGUAUACUGACGACGACAUGUAUGACGGCUCUACUCGUAGCUCUCCGCCUGAAGACGACCUUGAGAUUACAGAGAGCGCUUCGCCGGCGGAGGAAGACGCACCAGCCACGCAGGAGACUACACGACGGACACGUACGAGGGUCAGGAAGCCCACCGCCGCCCUCGACGACAACAACGCAUCCCCACCGGUCCGUCAGUCCGGUCGAAAAGUCCGUGUAACCGACAAAGGGAAAAAGGUGCAGACAGGUACAAAACGUACCAGGCAGAACACAGCGGUGGAGAAUGAGGGCGACGACGAGGAUGAGGAUGGAGAAGAAGACAUCGCGGAAGAUGAAGAAGAGGAAAAGGGUGGAGCAUCGCCGAAGAAGCGCGCCAAGAAGGCCGUCCAGAAGACGGCCCAAAAGACCGCAAAAUCGAAGACCAAAAAGGGUCAUGGCCCGAACCGCAAGCAGAACGAUGCCUGGUCGCAAGAAGAGCGCGAGGUCAUCAUCGCACUCUUCAACAAGAUCAUAGGCGAGAAGGGCCUUAUUUACUGGGCGGACAACAUCAGUGCCCUCUUUUACGAGGCCACUGACGCGGUGAACGCACAUAGGGCCCUGGAUAAGGCCACAUAUCCUGGUGAUCCUCGCGGCAUGGAUGGAGUGCGCACUCAGGUUCACAAGAAGGCUGCUUAUAAGCGCAUUAAAGCGCAAGCUGACGCGCUGAGGACUAGGAAGGCCGAUCCCAAGAAGACGGUUUCAGAGGCAGAGCUGAAGCCUCGGGAUGUGUUCAAGAUGACGGAUCUCGAGCCCGACAAAGGCAAGUGA